Phoenix dactylifera (date palm) is the source of this 847-nucleotide messenger RNA. Lineage: Eukaryota; Viridiplantae; Streptophyta; Magnoliopsida; Arecales; Arecaceae. The record is from RefSeq and is a predicted model, not a curated record.
CAGGCCUUCCUUUCAAACCAUCCUUCAACUGCCUUUUUUUUCUUUAUCCACUGGUGCCAAGACUUGGGCGCCUUCACUUCAUCAGUUGCGUCUUCUCGUACCCCAAAAAGUAGAAGGCAGACAUGAAACUCUCGGUGCUGCCGCCUCUGAUGAUCCUUUGCUCAGAAUUCUUGCUCCAAAAUCCUCCUCUCACAACGGCUCUCCCCGUUGCACCACUCACCACCCACUUUGAGCAAACAGUGACUGCUGUGAGGCACCCCUCCAAUGUAAUCUUCCAUCCAUCAACUCGUUCCUGCGUCCUUCGCAAAUCUCUAAAUGAGCCAUUGAAGCUUGGUCCUUGCAACCAAUCUGAUGCCUGGAGCUACACGCCGCAAAAGAUUUUGAUGGUGAGGGGCACGUAUUUCUGUCUCCAAGCCGUGGACUCAGGGAAGCCGGCGAGGCUCGGAGUCGUCUGCUCUUCUGAUUCCGAAUGGGAAGUGACAUCGAGCGCCAAACCGCAUCUUUCGACAAAGCGAGCAGAUGGCAGUCUUUUGUGCUUGGAUGUUGAUCCUGGGAACACUCUCAUCACCAAUCCAUGCCUGUGCUUGAGCAAUCAAAGUUGUGAGGCCGAUAACCAAUGGUUUGAGAUCACGCUUCAAAACAAAUAUUAGAUCGCUGGGAUCGCUCCUUUCGUCUUCUAACACUGUUUCCAGUUUAUCGUAAGAUCACAAUAACGAGGAUGAGGGGAUACUUAUGUAUAUCAUAAAGAUAUCUUCGCAUUUAGUGAUCAACUUAUGUAAUAGUUAAACGUUUUCGUAUGUUCAUGAAUAAAGUAUACUUAUGAAUAAAGAAAUGCAUGUCAACAGAG